Lethenteron reissneri (Far Eastern brook lamprey) is the source of this 882-nucleotide messenger RNA. RefSeq lists its product as uncharacterized. The record is from RefSeq and is a predicted model, not a curated record. Gene Ontology annotation, cellular component: membrane. NCBI's taxonomy places the organism in Eukaryota, Metazoa, Chordata, Hyperoartia, Petromyzontiformes, Petromyzontidae.
GUUCCCAGGUAGGUGCCGUGUGUGUGUGUUCAUGUCCGUGUGGCGCGUAAACAUCGCCACUGGGGAGACAAAGGCGGCCGGGCGUGCUGCUGGUCGCUCACCUCCUCGUGCGCCGUGCCGCCCUUCAUAGCCACCCUCCUCCCCAACCAGCAAACGACCCCCCCCCCCCCGCCCACUGUAACCCCUCGACUGGGCAACCAGAAGGAAGAGAUGGCCGCCCGGCUACCGGACGUGACGGAGCAGGCGAUGGCGAGGGACGAGGGCGCGGGGCGGUCUGGGAGGAGGAAAGACCUCGGCGGGUUCGCCGACUCGGCCGAGAGCGCCACCGCCGCCUCUGCCACCCCGGUGUACUUCCUGCUGCACAGCCCCGUGGCGCUGGCGCUGGGCGUGGUGCAGCUCGUGCUCGCCUGUGCCGUGCUCGCGCUCGGCUUCGUCGACAUGGCCAUGCGGCGGCAGACGGCGCUCGUGCAGACACGCAUCCCCAUCGUGGCCGGCGCGCUGCUGGCCGUGCCCGGAGUCCUCGCGCUCUCCGCGGGCUUCAACAAAAACAUCAACGUGGUGCUGGCGUGGCUGCUGGGCUCCCUCAGCGCCGCGGCUGCCUGCCUCGCGGUGCUCGUCUACGCCGCCCUCACGCUGCACUUCAGCCGCGACGAGCUCGCCUACAUCCACUCCAGCAUGGACAUCUUUGUCUUCAACGAGUACACGGCACACGACCAGCUGGCGCGUGGCGCCAACGCGGCCCUGCUGGUGACGGCGCUGCUGAGCAUGGGCUUCUGUGGCUACGCGGCGUGGUUCGCCAUUCGCUGCCUGCGCCACUCCUGGGCGCCACCACACGGGGUCUGCUGCUCCUGCCUGGAGGUCGAGCUGGAGCUGGAGCGGUGA